This is a messenger RNA of Anas platyrhynchos (mallard), 8913 nucleotides long. RefSeq names its product chromosome 1 C12orf75 homolog (gene C1H12orf75). Lineage: Eukaryota; Metazoa; Chordata; Aves; Anseriformes; Anatidae. The record is from RefSeq and is a predicted model, not a curated record.
AAGGAGGGGUCCCCGCGGCUUUAUCUCCCCCCCGGCUCCGCCCGCCGCCGGCUGCCUCCCGUCGCCGCUCAGCUCCGCACCGCUCCGCUCCGCACCGCUCCGGGCGGCGCCCAUGGGCUGCGGCAACUCCACGGCCGGCGGCACGGGCGGGCGAGGUGCCACAGGGACUACUAAAGAUGUAGCAGAAGAAUCUGUAUCAGAUGAUGACAAAAGGAGGAACUACGGUGGUGUGUAUGUUGGUCUGCCAUCAGAUGCGGCUGCCAUAGUUUCCAGUCAGACAAAAGCUGCACCGAAAGAAGGAAAUAAACACAGCAAGAUCCAAACAGCUGGAGGAAACAUGCUCCCAAUCAGCAGAAUGAUGAACGAACAGCAAAGCACCUUUUCUUCAUCACAUAUAGAGGUUAACUGUCUGCUUCAUCCUCAUGGGAGAUUCAGGGUACUGGCUUGCUCUGAAUAUAUCUUUGUCCCGAGCACUAGAAGAACAAAGUGCUAAAUAUUGCAUCAUGAUACCAAGCUGCUGCUGGGAGAGGCUCUGCAGAUGGAGCGGAGGGCCAUGGCAUGCUGUGCAUUCCUUGCUUGCAGUCAACUCAGCUUAAAAAGAUAAAAUGCAAUCUGCUGCUUGCUAUCUGUCAUGAGAAAUGAAGCCUGAUAAUUUUGGAGUAAUGUUUAGCUUGCCAUUCUUGGGCCAUUACACUGAGUUAGCAGUGCUAGGAGAAGGGAUUUAUUUCUUUCUCUCUCUCUUACUGUAGUAAGUCUCAGAUUAAUAAUGCUGCAGCCUUCGAAGUCUGUUUUGUUCAUAGCUGCUGGCUGGAGAACAGGCAAAAACAAAACAAUGAUCAGAUUUGCAAUGAACUGGGCAUUAAAUCCCUUCGAAAAGUGUCUCUUGGCACCACAGUGAGGAGCUAUUAACAACAUUCCUGGAUGACUGUAGAAAAAUAACACAUUUUUUAUAAAUGACUAUAAUGUCUUGGGUUAGCUACCUGACAAAUAGGUGUUUUCAGUUUUUUUAACAGCCAGUUCUUCCUGCAGAGGCCCUGUUCCAUUGCUGCUUUAUAGGACCAUAAAAAGGAAUCAGACCAUACUUUAAAUGGGAAUCAGGCCUUCGGGAGGCAGCCACCAGGACAAUCUCAGCAUGCCAGGGCAGCGUGCAUCAGCCGUGCCCAGAAGUGAAUGGGAACGAACAGCUGUGGCAUUUGAUUGCAUCCUCAACUACAGUGUAUUAAGAAAUACCCAGAAAGUGAAAAACUCUAAAGAAAAAAUAGCAGCUAAUGGUGGGGACUCCGGCAAUAAGGCUGACUUGGCUUAGAAUAACUAAUGACUUUUAGUUGUGACUAUCCAGAGCGUCUGAGUUGACUGCUGUGUUAAGUUCACCACUUGCUUAUGGCUGAUCUUCUUGGGCGAGGAUCUCUGCUUUUCCAAGAUAGUGCAAGCAAAACUUCAAAAAUCAUCCUAAAGGUUUCACUUUCAAAAUUACAUUAGUUCUUGUAACUUUUGAGCCAUUGUUCCUUGUAUCUAAAUAUAGGGAUGUGAAUUGCAAAGUCAAAAAUUGUAUGCUGAAAAUUUUUCUGACUUGUACAGGAUGCUUUUUAGGCUACUACGUUCAUUGUGAGUGCCUGCUACAUACAGGAAUGGGAGUGAGAGUUGCUUAAACCAGUUCAGAGCUUACUUUACAGAACAUCAGCUACUGCCUCGCUGGUGUUAGGUGUUAACUAUUAGACGGAGGCAUCACUCCCUGUUGAUAGGGCAGUGAACACAGGGUAGUGAUAGGGCAGCGAUAGAGACGCUGGUAGUAGUUGUCUGACUGGACAGGUAUUGUAAGCAAUGAAGAGAAAUAUGGAGGGAACAGGCUGUCUCAUAAAUCAGAGCUUUCCUUCUACAUUUUGAAGCACUCAGUGAAUUUAAAGUCUCCAGGAAGAAGCAAUGAAGAAGAGGGAACAACAUCAUGUCUCUUUGUUGUUGUUGUUGGAGGGUGCUAUCCGGGUAGAGUUGCCACCAAACCACCUUUUGUUUAGAGGAAGAGUUUCAUUUUUCCAUGUGUUAUAUUUCUAUGCAGUGAAACAUUUAUUCCAGGAAGCAAGCUUAUGCACGUGUGGUUCAAGGAGCUGAAUUGUUUUAGAAGAGAACGCAUAGCAAACCAAGAUAUGUCAAGGGAAUUAGGACAGAGUUCACAAGGGAAAUUUUGGCAUUGCCAUAGCUGACUGACAACACAGCAAGUGGGAAGAGCACAGGAAGGUCACGGAGUGGUCAGUUUUCUAAAGAUGGAGAUGCCAGAAGCACAGACACAGGCAGGACAUACUGACUGCACCCUUAAAAGGUCUUUGCUACAAGAAUGCUUAGUGGGGGGUAAAAAAUUUCUUGCCUCGUCUUACUGGAAGAGGUGGGAAAUGAGGAAGUUUGUGGGAGUAAAAUGCAUUGCCUUGAUCUGACCAUUCCCUAACGUCACUCGAGGGUCCUGUCUAAUCCCUCUCUCUGGCGAUGUUGUUGUCCAUCUGUGUUUAUCUCUACUCUGAGUGUCCCAUCGGCUUUUAAAUUUGUGGAUGUGCUCCAGAUUCAGUGAUGAAUUUGUACUUUAUGAUAUUUAUAUCUCCACCCUUCCUUGAUUGUUGCACAAUAAUUCAUGCUGGAAUUUCUAACCCCAGGUUUUUAAAGAGGUCUCACUGAUUUGGGGGGUGGGGAAGGGAGAAAGCAAUUUCUUCCUAAAAAUGUACGCAUCUCCAGCACUAGAGAAGAAUACAACUACAAAUGAGGCAGUUAACUUUGAAGUGUGUCAUAGAGAGGCUGAACCUCAGCAGAUUGUGAGAUUUGUGAAUUAUAGUGGCAUGAAAAAAUGUGCCCUAGAAAACAAGUAGUUGCAGUUUGCAAAAAAAAAUAGGAAACAAAAUCCAGAGGAGCAUGAUCCAACAUGGGGGAAAGCAAAGCUUUGGCACAUGUCUAGCAAACAGUAGUGAGGCAGUCAAUAUAUUGAUUGUGCAGCAGGUAGCAGAACAGAAGAGAAAAUGAACGGAGUAUUUAUUUUCUAGAUAAGUCAUGUCAUAUGCACCCCAGCAGCUCUGGAAAUGGACAAGUGGUCUCAGAGUAAUUUGUGUUACUUCCAGCUGUGAGUCUGCCUGGUGGCCAUCAACUUCCCCAGAGGUACAGCUUUGGUGGGGCUGUGCAGAGGUCUGUAUCUUCCUUCUGCUUUGGUGGUGUCCUGCAUGCCUGUGGUAUCAUCUGUACAUGUUUUACCCCAUCCACCCUGGUACAUCCUUCCCUGCUCCUCUCCCUGGGGAAAUGAGCUUUCCCUCCAGUAGGACCAGAAGCAUUGUGGUGGGACAUUGAACCGUAGAGUUUGCCCCGGUGUUCUUACUGAGCAUACCCAGUCUGGCAUGAUUAGUAGGGACUUCUUAGAUAAAGUGCCAAGAAAUACAAAUAUACUAAGAACAGGGUGAAGAAAGAUUGAAUACAUCUGUGCUAGGAGGUUGUAUGGCCCAGGAGCAGCAGAUCUGCAGCAUGAGACACUUGGAACCAGGAACACUGGUGAUGGGCUUUCCUAGUAGCUCUAGUGUGGCCCUGAGAAGGUUGAUGGUUGGAGUAGAGUCAGAUACCUUUCUGGAUCGUAUCUUGGAGUUUGAUAUCAACUGAGGGGGCACUAUUCAUGCAUUCUGAGGCUGUUUCUCCAUGUAAACCAAAGUUUAGGGAAUGGGGAUACUAGAAAAUCUGUUUCAAAAGUACACACAUGGUCUGUGUUAAAAUGCUGAAGUAGACACACUAUCUUGGGCUGGAGUCAGCACCAGCUGCCAAAAAGUGAGCAUCUGACAGAAGAAGACAGAGGGACCUGUGUAAUGAAAAAAGAAUUGUGAGCAGCUCUGUGGUAAGAAAAUCUGCAAACAGGCUACAUUGUCUGAAAAAAAAAAAAUAUAUAUAUAUAUAUGUGUGUGUGUGUGUCUCUCUCUCUAUAUAUAUAUUCUAUACUAGGGACAUGCUCGCAGCCCCAAGGCAUAAUGUCAUUGUGAUCCUUCCUCCUUGCUGUCACCACUUCUAAUGUUCCCCCUCUGUAAAGGCCAAAAAGGUCAGCGAUGCCUUCACCUCCCUUUCUCAGGAAAUUCCUUCUGCAUCCAUCAUGAACGUGGUGCUCUGACAAUUGAGAAGCAUAGAAGCUCCUUAAUAGGUCUGCUACAAGGAUAACAGCUGGGUCUUGCGUACAGCCUAAGCAGUCCUGGACAGCCAUGUCACUGAGAUGUUGCUCACAAGGUCCUUUGAUUUGUGCUUGCAAGAAAAUUGUAUACAGCACCUACAAACUCUUCCCCAGUCAGCUAUGGUAACAGGCCCAAAUCAUUCAUACAAAAGAAGACAAAUUUUAUACUAUUGCAAUAAGGUCUAAAAUGACUCAGGAAGAGAGCCCAAGUGUUAACCUCCAGUGACCGGGUCUGGGUCUAACUCCCUAAAAAGGAGGGAACAGAUAAAUGUGCAAGUGGCACUUGAUCUAGGUGAUGUUUUUCUGAAUCCUUUGGAUAUCUUUAUACAGAAACCCUACAGUCUGAGAGCUAAAACAGCAUGUAGGCCCAGAUUUUCCCUUAAAAUCUUCCCUGACGCUCCUAAAUAUUUGGUGUUCAGGAAAGUGAAGGAGGAUGGAGAGCAUUUUAAGAUCCAUAUCUGAAACCAGCACAGAGCCUCUUUCCCACAAAGAAUCAUGAGUAGCCAAGUGCACUCCAGAGAUGCUCCGCAUCCUACUGAACUCCCCAGAAGCUGGUCUUUAUCACAGAUAAACAACAACUUCUGUUCCUGUAUGUGGCUGUAGGAAUCCAGAUUUUGAAGUUAUCUCAAAAAUAUGUAGAAGUGAAUCAGUGAAUACAGUAAUCACUAAUAGAAGGAAAAGACGAUGCUGGGAGGGUAAACGAGAGUUAUAUUUUCCCUCCACAAGUACAGAAAACUUCCUUCUCUGGUAUGGCAUAUAUAGGUCAAAAGUACAUGCAAUAUAAUGAGUAAUGGACUACAUGUCUGCAAAAAUGCAAUUACUGUGUUAGGUAUUUAGUGUAAUAAAUUUACCAAAGCAGAAAUAGACACCUACAGAAGCUGUCUAUAAUAUAUCCUCAUAGCUCUCCUAAAGUUUAUUUUUGGGUUUGCUUUUAUACUAUUCAUUUAUUGCACAGAGGCUAGAUUUAAGGGAUCAAAGUAUGACUAACAGUUACAAACUUCUGACUGAAUAUUUUUAUUCUUAGCCUGUCACAGGCCGCUAUUUUUAGUCAGCUGGAACAAUGACAGGGUUAUUAGCAUCAGUAAUUUCUGGUGUUUGUGAUACAUUUUUAGAAUCUUACCCAACAGGAAGUAUUCCCAAAUAUUUUAUUUAAUAUGUUCAAAAAAUCUGGGGAGGUUGAUUUUUUAAUGUUGACUUUAUUGCAUGUUAUAGUUUCAAGACCAAGAAGGCCACUAUAAAUUUGCUAUUUAUGUUGUAGUAGAAUAUUGCAGAAACCAGACCAAUAAACAGAAAUGGUUAGGAUUUUUAUAGCAGAAUUGAGCAAGUUGCACAGUUGCUGGCAUCCUUAAAGGGACUGAGCACACUCAUAUACCACGCUUUUAUUAAUUAUAAUUAUAUAAUAUUAGGAAUAUUAAUUUCAUUAUAUGAAAUAAUAUUUAGAGUUAGUUAUCAGUACUUUUGAGAAUCAAACCAUGUAUCUGUUUGCUUUAGUUUCCUUGAAGUACUUGGGGUUUAAUGCAGUUAUUUACAACAUGAUAACGAUAUAGGAAAUAAUCUGGGAAUCAAAAUACCUGAAUGCUUUUCCAGGAGGAGUGGGUGACCAUGAGCAAAACAAGACAUCACCUUUCUUAUACAACAGUGUCCAGAAAUUACUCACCUUUGUGCAGUAUGUUGUGAUUCACAGAUGGUAAAUGGUCUACAAGAAAUAUGUUUUGUUGUCUCUAUAAAGAUGUAAUGACGGAAAUGGUUACUUCUGUGAGAAUUAAAUACAGUCAAACAAUACAUUCAGAGUUAACAAGAAUUUAUGUCUUCAUCUUAAACACAUGAUUUAGUCGGAUCCAAUUCUUAGAUCUAGCUGGAUCAGACUGUUGUUCCUGCAGAAAGCUUCACAUUAGUUUAAACUUCAGUAUAAUCAUACCAUUUUGUUUGAAUAUCUGACCCAGUGAAUAAUGAAGUCAGUUGAAAACUCACAUUGAAUCCAAAGAAAUCUUGAACAGAUGGUAUGAUUUGCAAUGGGAAAAGGAUGAGUAAUUGACAUACAUGUCAGGUAAUCUGCUACUUACUAGAAAAAUAACAUAAUUAAAGGAGGAAAAAGCGUGGGAGAGCAUGAGUGUGAGCAUGUGGACAUGAGCCUGCACUUGAUAUCAGAGUGUUUGCAGCUUGCCUGUCAUUUUUCAUAUGAUUUCUUAAGUGGUAUAAUUAUACUUAGUGAACUGGGUAUAAUGAGAACAUGAUGCAAAAUGCAACAUGCAAACAUUUUAGCUUAAAUUAAAACCUACUUUUGCUUGAUCUCUGGUUUUGCUUUCAGUAUAGUAAGGUGUUUGAGGAGAUAGCUGUCAAUAAAAAAAUAUUUUCUGAUAAAAUGAGGUCUUUUUUCCUCUGACCACUGUGUAUUUCAAGGCUGCCAAAAUCUCUUCUCACUCGGUUUUUGGCUGUAAGAAUUCAAUAGUUAUUUAAUUUUAUCCUUGUAGAUAUUGUGUGGUUCUAGAACCUCUGCAAUUCACUCAUUUCAGCACAAUAUGAUUGUCCUCUACACUUUUCUGUCACCUGUUGCAAGUAUGUAGUAUUUCUGCAGUAAUUUGUAAGUCAGGUCAUAUUUAUUACAAAGCAAGAUUAAGUUACUCAAGGAACUCAAGAAAGAUGUUAGUGGCCAGGCAAAAUCAUUCGAAAAGAUGUAUGAAUAUGAGUAGGUGCCUUUUCUGCAAGAUUUCAAGAAUGAUUUUGAUAUAACUGGUGACAUAUAGCAACAUAUACUGCAGGCAGAAGGUUGUAGAGGCAUCCUAUUAUUUCAGGGAACAGCUUCCUUGAAGAUAAACUCAGCAAACCUUUAUUUCCCCUUCCCAAAAUUCCCCUUUCCCCCCUACUAAGUUGGUGGGUUAAUUAUGAUUAAGCACCUUGCACUGAGUGCCCACACUGUUGCUGUCAUUUAAACGUGCAGCCAGCUCUUUGCAUCACCUCCAUUUCUGCAAAGUGCAACGCUGGGAAUGGCAGAAGUAAAAGCCCAGCAAAACUUGAGGAGGAGACAGGCUGAUGGAGAUUGGGGCUCAAACAAUAUUAAAAACCCCAACUGUGCCUGCUAUUCCUUCAUACUUUAAUGCAAAUAUGAAAUAAUAGCAGUAAAAUGGGAAGAAUCAGCAGUAGCACAUAGGUGCAUGCCAGCAACAUGGGUAAUUGUCAUCUACACAUCAGAUGCCUAAAAUACCACACGAGACAAUGAAGAAAACAAUGCAGAGGGCUCACUGCUAAUCCGGCCUGUGGCUUCUUCACAGUUCACUGCCACUGAAAAGAGCACUCCAAAUGCUGAGGAAAAUGUUGUCCGUUGGAAUCACAGCUUCUGUUUUACUGCCCAGGGAUUCUGGGUUGCAAAACAGGCACAAAAAUCCUACCAGCAAUUCAAAUAAUUUAGAGGUCAGUACAACAUCCGUACCAAAAAUAAUAUGGGCUGGUCUGCCUGGAAUUUAGUGAAUUGUAGUUUUGCUUCCAAAAGCACAGAUAUGAGCUGAAGUCUUAUUUUUAAAAGUUAUUACACGGUGGAUCAUCAGGCAGCAGCCCAUGGGCAUGGCCACCCCACAGAGCUGGGCACAGACCCCUGGCAGCCUCUCAAGGGAAUGGUGUGCCUCCACAGCACAACGUGGGGACGCAAGAAGGUGCUGGCUCAUGUCCCAGCUGCAACAUAGAUGGCUUUAUGCGGGGCUGCACCCAAGCUAAUAAUCCCUUUUUUGAAGCCAGGCCAAUUAGCAAUUAUAUUGCAUCCGGCUCUGGAAAUAGGUAGCUCAGGGCGCUUUGCCUCAAUACUCCGUUGCUGGGUGUAGACAUGCCUUAAACCACAGCACAGUGCUGAAGAGACACCGAGUCCUACGUUGUUUUUUAAAGUCACCUCUGAAAAUCAUGAUGGGUGUGGGGGGAUCCUUCAUCUUACUUAAGUUUCUGUUGAAAUACACUGCUUGAGGUUCUUCAGCUCAUCACAUGUCAACCUUGGCCAACACAAGUCAUUAAGGCUUCCUGUCUAGGAAGCAGGCCGAGCCCUUCUGAUUUAAGAGUCCCAGCAGGGCAGGGAGGCACGUAAGUAGGUAAGACAUCGCAAUGGUGACUCCAGGAAGGAGCAAGGCCACCCGGGCAGGAGAGAAAGAACAAGGCAUCAUGCUCUGAGUUUCCUCUUCUAUGAGAUUAGAGAAGGCCUCAGUUCAUUUCAUUACAACCUCCUCCCCCCCCAGCUCAUGUAGCAUGACCCAGUCUCGAGUUCUGCUCUGGGCCUCUGCACUCUCUCCCUCUCUGUCUCUGUCUUCUCGUUUCUACUUUGUUUCUGAUUCCCCUGCGCCAGCUGCAUGCCCACCAUGACAUUCAGCAGGAACUUGGGCAGCAUCCUCACCCCCAGUGCUGUGAUGUGGACUCGGGGGACCUGCCUCAGCCCCCCACGACAAGGGGGGCCAAGGUGCCCGAUUAUUACAGGUAUACAUAGUUCCUGCGUUGUCUUUUGUUCUGCGAACUUCUGGUUCAAGAGAAUAUUAUGUGUGAAAUUACACUCGUCUUUUUACCAGCAGACCCCAAAUAUUCAUAGUAUAAUUUACUCAGAGAUGCUUUAUUUUCAGCCAUUGUAUGUUGCUUUCAUUGGUAAAAUAGUAAAAUGAUCUUGAUUGUAAUAUCACAGUUACUGCUGACGCAACACUGGCUUUGCUCCACUGAUUUUGAUGAGUUACUCCCAUGAUGAUUUUUUCGGGAUUAUUUCAGUCAACAGAUUU